This is a messenger RNA of Symbiodinium sp. CCMP2456, 654 nucleotides long. The record is from the annotation of a GenBank genome assembly. NCBI's taxonomy places the organism in Eukaryota, Dinophyceae, Suessiales, Symbiodiniaceae.
AUGGAAAGGAAGGUGCGCAAUCAGAACGUCGGUAUCCUAAAAGAUGCCAUCGCCAACAACGACAAAGCAGCGCAGAUGGCCCUCGAAGCAAAGAAGCAAGUUGACCAGGCCCAUGCGCAGGUGGAAAGGGUCGAGAAAGCGGAGCAGCAGUACAAACAGAAAGCCGAUGAGGCAGCGGCAGCAGAGAAGCUUGCUCAGGAUGCGAAAGCUCAUGCUGAUGCUCUGACGAGACAGCGUUCCGCAGAGCUCGCUGUUCUUCAGGAAGAAGAGCACGAACGGGCCAAAGACAAAGCAAAACUUCUGCUGGAACUCGAGAAGGUGAAGAAUUCCAGGCGUGCGGUGGCUGCCGCGCUCGCGGAGGCCCACAAAGCCACGCAGGUCGCCGCGGAGGAGGUGUCCGACGCCGGGGCGAAGAAGAAGCAGGCCGCUGCCGAGAUGCAGAAAGCAAAGAACCUGAUGGAGGUGGCGCAGCACAUGCAUGAUGUCGCUGAGCGGGCCAUGGUCGUGGCCGCCCAUGUUCUCCCAAACCCGGGCGCCGGCACGGGGCAGUCGAAGGCGCAACCGCAGCCGACACCGCAACAGCCUGCACAGGUGCCUCCGGAUCCCUACUCACAAAGCGGCUGGCACGGAGACGAAGCUGAGAGAGCGAUGGAG